Molecule: messenger RNA, 5330 nt
Organism: Girardinichthys multiradiatus
Lineage: Eukaryota; Metazoa; Chordata; Actinopteri; Cyprinodontiformes; Goodeidae
Gene: atp1b2b
Product: ATPase Na+/K+ transporting subunit beta 2b
Exons: 8
Coding region: 315-1199 (294 amino acids)
Biological process (GO): intracellular sodium ion homeostasis; sodium ion export across plasma membrane; intracellular potassium ion homeostasis
Cellular component (GO): sodium:potassium-exchanging ATPase complex
Molecular function (GO): ATPase activator activity
Source: RefSeq, a predicted model, not a curated record
GGGAGCGCUUUACCGCAGUAUCACUACAUUUCUGCACCACUCAUCAAAACUCUGCGGCAUGCAGGCUAGAGCUUGGGGGGAGGGCACUUAUUAUUAGGUCUGUCCUGGGUGCUCUCUUAUCAGACAGGCCACUGUACAGUUUUUUACUUUCAUUUCCAACCAUCCGUUUUGCAGUGAGCGUUUAGGUCGAUUAUUUCCUUAUUUUUGUUUCACCGGUGCCAGGUCAAUUGUUGCAAUCUCUACUGUAGAGCAAUUUUUUCGCAACUUUAGGAGGUAAAAAACAAACAAACAAGCAAACAUAAAUUUAGGACAGAAUGGCAAAGGAUGGGGAAAAAAGCGAGUGGAAGGACUUUGUGUGGAACCCGAGGACCAGGGAGUUUCUGGGCAGAACGGCGAGCAGCUGGGGUCUCAUUAUUCUCUUCUAUAUAGUUUUCUACCUCUUCCUGGGGGGCCUGUUUGCUCUCACCAUGUACAUCAUGCUGCAGACCCUGGAUGACCACAAACCCACCUGGCAGGACCGCCUUUCCACACCAGGUUUGGUGAUUAGACCCCAUGCGGAUGAAGCAUUUGAGAUUGUUUACAACAUCCAGAACACUGAGAGCUGGGACCUGUACGCCCAGGCUCUGGACAAGUUCCUGUCACCUUACAACAACACCCUCCAGGCCCAGAAAAACCACGAGUGCACCCCGGACCAGUAUUUUCUGCAGGAGGACAGUGGUGAUGUGAAGAACAACCCGAAGCGCUCCUGCCAGUUCAACCGCACCAUUCUGGACGCAUGCUCCGGACUCGAUGACCGUUACUAUGGAUACCAGAUGGGCCAGCCGUGCAUCAUCAUCAAGCUGAAUCGGGUAAUUGGAUUGCUGCCAGGAAAGGAUGGGCAGGCACCGUCUGUCACCUGUGGUGCAAAGAAAUACAAAGUUGGCAAAGAUGAAUGGAGAGACGACUCUGACAAAAUUGGAGAUAUGGCUUACUUCCCUUCAAAUGCCACUUUCGAUCUAAUGUACUACCCUUACUAUGGCAAGAAAGCUCAGGUGAACUACUCUCAGCCUUUGGUCGCUGUCAAGUUCCUUAACAUCACUGUCAAUCAAGACAUCAACAUUGAGUGCAAGAUCAACGCAAACAACAUCCCCACUGGAAGUGAAAGAGACAAGUUUGCCGGUAGAGUGUCUUUCAAGCUGAGGAUCAACUCUGACAACUAGCCUGACCCCAACUGAAAACUCUUCUCCCCCGACCCCUCCGUCCUCACCCCAUCUUCUGCACCACUGCACAUACACAGAAAAGUAAAACCGCAGCAUUUACACCCUUGGCGUGACUUGGUUGCCCCUGCUCCAAUUUUUUUUAAAGGGGAAGGGGAUUGUGCGACAGGGUAAAUCGAGCACGAGAAGAUGGUAAUGUCAUUGUUUCUGUCGGUAAACGUUCUGACAAAUGAUUUUCUGUAAAUUAAUUUGAGGUGACCUCUAUUUAUACUGCAUGAUAAACUAGGGAAUAUAAACAGGAUGUGUUUUCAAAAUUUGCCAGCAACUUUACCAUGUUACACAGUUGCUGCACACCUCCCGCUGCCUCGUUCAACAGUGUCCCUCUAUGUAUCUGAAUAUACACAAACUACAAUACAAAAAGUGUAUAUCGACAGUAUUUAUACAGCAUCAUAACCUUAUAUAGGUCUGUCUAUUUUAUUGCACUUAAAAAAAUAUUCCAACAAACCUGCUUUUCUCUCGAUCGAUGGAUCCAGAGAUGAAGCCAUUUGCAUGUGUGUGCUCUCUUAAGUGUGCUUUAAAGGCACACUGUGUCCCACCUCUCAGCUCUUGUUAAUUAAAGACAGGUUAAGUGACUCACCACCAGGAGGGACCACCAUACAAGCUUUAACCCUCAUGCACUAUGCGUAUGUGUACUUGGAAGCAUAUCUCCAAAAAAAUGCGUGAAUGGAUGUUUUUUUUUGCCAGUGUGUAUGAGUGUGUGCUUUUCAUUUUCCGAUCCCAUCUCUUAUUGUAGGUCGGGAAGUUGCAUGCAAUGUGCAAUAUUCAUUAACAGGCAUACAUAAUGAAUGUGUGCAUCCAUUCAUCAGAUGACUCUUAUUACAGUACAGUCACUCUGGAUGGUUCAGCUUUGAUCUCAGAGCAGCUGCUAAUAAAACAAACAGAAAGCAUAUCUGGUAUGGUUUUAACACUGAAUCCGUUAUAAUAAGACUAAUCAUUGGAAAACACGUUCUAAGGCUAUAGACAUGUUCAAUAGAUAAAAAGAAUUAGCUCACUGGUUCCCAUCAUGUAGGGUAUUUUUCUAUCCAAGUCACCCAAAUGAAUUUUAUUUGUUAACACCAUUUAUUCAGUUUUUAGCUUCAUAUUCUCUCUUUGUACACUGUCAUUCCUAAACGUAAACCAAAAGCUAUAUGUCUUGUGUAUACAUUUUACAUUUAUUUAUUUAAACUUAAAUAUGUAGUUUUCUUUCUCUUUUUUGUUGUUGAGUGUUUUGCAUCUAUUUCCUUUAUACCAGGAAUAGAUUUCAUUGUCAAAUUUUUUAUUGUUUUGCACUGGAAGUGUGCUUUUUAUUCCUUCUUUUGUGAAGCAGAGUCAAUUUAAUAAAACCACUUGGAGUUUUUGGAGGAGGAGGAAGUUGUAGAUGUUUUUUUCUUUUGUUCCCUACUUCUCUUUUAUUAUCAUGGUCACCCUUUAAAGUAUUCAUCUGGACUGGAAUAUCAGUGUGUAGUGUUUAUCUUCCUGAACUUAAAAUUGCCCAAUAAGCAUUUAGAUGUACUUCACUGACCAAUAAGUUAUUUAUUUGUUUUGUUGUUCUUGUUUUAUUCUCAACUGUUUGAAAGAAAAACAACCAUGAUGAAUAUCUAACCAUUAUCACUACCAUUAAAGUCAUAAAUCACUCCUGAGUUUGGUGCUGGAUAUACAUUCACUGUGCUGUGUUGUUCCAUAAACCUGCCUGAAAGAUCUACUUUAAGGCUGAUGAGUCUGUAACACUGUAAACUGUUUCACUCAGUUGUAAUAUUUUCCAGCCAUAUACAGCACCCUCCACAAUUUUUGGCCUUUAAAAAGGGGAUAUUGCUAUAUAGACUUGGUGACCAUAUGAUGUCUCACUUAUCCUUGUUUAAACUGUAGAUAUGGGUAUGUUUAGGAGGGUUUCUAGUGUCUUGUAGCUAUUUCCUGGCUUUUGUAGAUCAAUACAUCAUCUGCCUUACUUGAAUAGCAUGGACUGUAUUUCCCAUUUUGAAUAGUGGCUUAGAGGAAUUGACCUCUGUGUCACGUCAUAUUUAUACCCUAGGAAACAAGGGGUAAUGGAUUACUGAAUACAUGUUUCUUGAUAAUAUGAUCAACUUAAAAUACUUCUGAUGACGGUGUAAGGAAUCUGAUUUGAUCAGUUUCUAUGAUACGUAUAGAAAAAUGAAAACUGAGUUACAGAUUUUUUUUCCUAUUUCUUUGUCUAAAAGAUAACAAUCUGGUCAAAUAAUUAAUCCCUUUUAAUUAUUUAUAUUUAAAUGAUGACCUUUAUUUAUAGUUUUACACAUGUUAUCAUUUUGGUUUUUGAGUUACUAACAGAUAAUAAUGCACUUAUUCUGAAAUUCAAAAGGCAUUUCAUUCAUUUUUGGCAUUUCGAUUAUUUGAAUUCUGUGUUUUAAAAUGGUUUGCCAGACAAGGCAAUGGUAUUGCCUAUUUUUUUAUUUUAUGAAACUGAGUUUCAAAAACUGUGAUUUAUAGAUUUUAUUUUAUUUCCAGUUGAGAUUUGUUUAAGUAUUAUAGAUCUUAAUUGAUCUAAGUUAGUUCAAAUGUUUACUACAUUGCUGAAUCAGCCCCAUGAUUUGUGUAAAAAGUUUUUUUUACAAAAAUCAUGAUUUUUCAUAGGUGUGUUUUUCCACCCAGUGUAUAAAUGUGUUCAAAUGAAAGGUUGAAUUUUCCAAAAAAAAAAUUGUAUUAGAUUAUGCUACUGUAAUUAAAAAUUAAUUUGUUUUAAGGCUCUUUACUAAUCUUUACCAGGGGCAGCUGGUAGAAAGAAAACGUGUAAAACAACCAAACAGGACCUUUGAUCUGAUCCUAGAAGGACAAGCAGAAUGAACAUGAUCACCUCAUCUUUAUCUAAGUUCGUAAUUCAAAAUGAUGUGCUUUAACGGGCUCUUCCCUUUUAGCUUUUUGGGACUUCUCUGACGGUUUCACAUGUACACUCCUCUUCUGGCCUGCUUUCAGUGCUUACUUAAUUUCAUUGUAAUCUCUUAAUCUGGUCAACUAAUCCAAAGCAGGCACGCUGAACUUCUUUACCCUACUUUGUCGUUCAUGCUCCAAGCAUCAAAUGCCCUGUUCACUGCUUCAAAACGUCAUUCUCAGUCCAGCUUUCCCCACAUUUAAACCCACAUUCCCUCAAUACUGCAACCUAUCUAGUCAAAUGUUUGGCCACAUCCAUUUAUUUCAUUUUCUUUUCUUGUCAUAUAUACUUGAAAAUAGUUUCUUCUGCUAGUGAUAUUAAUGGUAAUUUACACAUUCAGUUUUGGAGCUCCGAUAGAUCCUUUUCUGCAGUUCUUAACAAAAAUCUCACAGAAUCAUAAAGGCCUCCUGUUUACACAAUAAUAAAAACGCGCAAAAGUGGAAAAUGUUUCCCCGCACCAUAACAGUGCCUCCUGGUGGACAGACAUCUUUGUUCUCCGGUCACAGAAUGUUUUUUCCUGCUAUCUCAGUUUAUCCCUUUAUUUUUCUGUGCUAAUUUAAAGAUGUUAUAGAGAAAUAUAUAUUUAUCUCCUGUGCAGAUGUGUGGUUGUGUAGAAGACAGGCCAUAGCAAAAUUCGUUAUAGGGAAAAAAAAGAAAGGAGAAAAAGGAACGACAUCCACACAAUUAUGUGUGAUAUUAAAAAAAAGUAAACAAUAAAAUGUUUUGUGUAUAAAAGACUAUUUUUGCUGAAAAGAGAAGAGAAUGUAAGGAUUGAACUGCAUUGUGACAUGAAAGCUAAAUGGUGUGAUUUUCUAAUUUAGUUUAUCAAAAAAGCAAAAUGCUAGUAAUUUGUUUAGGUCUGCAUUAUGCUGUAAUGUUUUUAACAUCACUUGAGUCUGUUCUUUUUUCUGUUUAUUUAAUAAGAAGGACAUUUUAAAGCUUGAAAUCAAAGUUCUAACAGGACUUUAACCAAAGCACUUUCAGAUACUACAACGCUGCACAGCGCUGUGUUGGAGAGAAAUUCAUGCUUCAAACAGUGAAUAAAUACAGGAAAUAUCAUUACCCAGACAUAUCUUCUUAACGUUGCACUGUUACUUAUGAUUGUGUUUCAAAGGACUGUCCUAAAAUAUACAUUUAUGAAACUUGUUAAAAAUACCUACCUAAACAAAUAAAUUAAAUAUCCUGGAUCCUCA